AUGGUCAAGCUUGAAGAAGUCGCUGUCGAUCAGUACGAGGAACAGUUGUUGAGUGAACACGAAGAUUCCGACUACUCUGACGAUGAGGAUUUUGACGAUGACGAAGAUGAGUCUUUAUUGGACCGUCUUGCUGCAUUGAAGGAAAUUGUACCGUUAAAGACCCGUAAUCAAAUCGCAUCGGGCGCUUCGUCACUGACAUCGUGGGGAAAGACUGGCGUGACGUUUGUUGGUAAGAGCGCCUGGGUGCUCACCACCUCUAUGCUUCUUCUCGUAUUGCCGUUGGCUCUGGAAAUCGAAAAGGAACAGGCUUUGGUGGCUUAUGAAAAGGAAGCGAUGCAGCAGCAGGGUGCACAACAGAUGUUGAGCAGUGGCCCAAUGUAUCCUGGACAGGCACAGCCCCAACCUCAGCAAGUUCAAGCUCCAGGCCUGUAA
This is a messenger RNA of Radiomyces spectabilis, 432 nucleotides long. RefSeq names its product mitochondrial outer membrane translocase complex, subunit Tom22. Gene Ontology annotation, biological process: intracellular protein transport. NCBI's taxonomy places the organism in Eukaryota, Fungi, Mucoromycota, Mucoromycetes, Mucorales, Radiomycetaceae. The transcript has 2 exons. The coding region runs from base 1 to 432 and encodes 143 amino acids. The record is from RefSeq and is a predicted model, not a curated record. Gene Ontology annotation, cellular component: mitochondrial outer membrane.